This is a messenger RNA of Solanum dulcamara, 1354 nucleotides long. RefSeq names its product alpha-soluble NSF attachment protein-like. Lineage: Eukaryota; Viridiplantae; Streptophyta; Magnoliopsida; Solanales; Solanaceae. Gene Ontology annotation, cellular component: SNARE complex; vacuolar membrane. Gene Ontology annotation, biological process: intracellular protein transport; SNARE complex disassembly. The coding region runs from base 212 to 1276 and encodes 354 amino acids. The record is from RefSeq and is a predicted model, not a curated record. Gene Ontology annotation, molecular function: syntaxin binding; soluble NSF attachment protein activity. The transcript has 11 exons.
UAUUGAGAGAGUACGGCUGUGAAUUGCAGUCUAACUUGUGGAUGUGCAUAUAAUUUUUCAAUAAUUGGCAUAAAGAGCUAUGCUUGCAUCUAAAUAGAUAAACUAUACAAGAUAGUAUGUAUGCUCUCAUAUAUAUGUUUCAUCAUUUUUUAAGUCUUGUUAAAAGCAUGUGUUCAGUGGCGUGCCAAACGGGAAGAGAAUCCACUUCACAAUGGAGGAUCAAAUAUCAGAGUUGGUGAAGAAAGCUGCUAAUAGUUUGAAGCUUGAUAAAUCAGUGAUUAACUUCUUCACAAUGGGAGAUCAAAUAUGGAGAGGAGAAGAAUUUGUGAAGAAAGCUGAGAAGAAACUCAAUGGUUGGGGAAUUUUUGGGUCCAAAUACUAUGACACUGCAGAUUUGCUUCAUAAAGCUCUUAAUUGCUUCAAACUCGCUAAAUCAUGGGAUAGAGUCGGAGAAGUAUAUGUCAAAUUAGCUAGUUGUCAUCUCAAGUUGGAUCGCAGACAUGAGGCUGCUCGUGCUUACAAUAGUGCUGCUCAUUACUACAAGAAGACGAAAAAAAGUUCAAUAGAGGCAAUAUCAUCUCUAGAGAAGGCAGCACACAUAUUUCUAGACAUUGGAAGGUUAAAUGCAGCCACAGGAUAUUACGAGGAAAUUGCUAAAUUAUAUGAAAACGAGAAUAAUUUGGAGCUGGCUAUGAUUUACUAUCAGAAAACAGCUGAUCUUUUCCAGAGUAUGGAUUUAACAUCAUCUGCAAAUCAGUGCAGGCAGAAAAUUGCAGAAUACUCUGCUAAAGUAGGAAAAUAUCAAAGGUCAAUUGUGAUGUUUGAGGAGAUAGCAACAUACUCCAUCAGAAACAACUUGUUGAAGUAUGGAGUUAGAGGUCAUCUUCUGAAUGCUGGUAUUUGCCAACUUUGUACAGGUAAUGUUGUUGCAAUUAACAACACAUUGGAGAGAUAUCAGAUACUGGAUCCAACAUUUUCAGGAUCGCGUGAGUUCAAGUUUCUAAUGGGUUUGGCAGUUGCUAUUGACAAGAAAGAUGUUGCAAAGUUUACUAGUUGUCUCAAAAAAUAUGAUAGCACCAUAAAGCUGGAUGAAUGGAGGACACCAGUUCUUCUAAAGAUGAAGGACGCGUUGAAGGCGAAGGAGCUAGAGUCAAUAGGACGGUUCAAUCGGUUAGAGUCAAUGGAACGGUUCAUUCAGUUAUUUUAUAUUAUACCAUGUCCGCUUAUUUUAUUUUGUAUGACCAAAAUUAGACUUUUCGAAACAAAAAAGUAUUGACACCUCUAACUAGAGGAUUAAGAAUCUUACUUGUUACUUCUUUGAGCCUGGUUGUAAAUUGCAUUGUUUAUGAUGCCA